AUGUUUACCGUCAUGCACCAUCAUGCAAGUCCCUACACUGAGCCUUCUAAAUUCCGCCGCACCUCCGUUCUAUUGACUAACGCGGAAGACUCGGCUCUUGACGGGCCGAAUGGCAGCACGGAACCUUCAAAGAGACGCCGGGAAGAUACCAGUCCGGACGACGAACAGACUGCAGACGACCGCAGGUACAAACGGGCCUGCCAGUGGGACUCGGACGAUUACGUCGAAGACGACUGGGACAACCAGACCCCUUCCGAGUCCGAGGUGGAAUCGGUCGUGGAACGGAUGUGUCAGCAUAUGAGGGCUCUAUGGGAGAGAAACGAGGAGAAUUCAAGAGGUCAGGAUGGUGAGAUGGAAGAGUGUGGAGAAAAUCAAGCGAGCGAGGGGGAAGACCCCAGCGGCCAAAAUAACUCAGAGAUUGAAGAGCGGUCCAGCAGCAGAAAUGAGGAGAGUCGAUAA
Molecule: messenger RNA, 459 nt
Organism: Rasamsonia emersonii CBS 393.64
Lineage: Eukaryota; Fungi; Ascomycota; Eurotiomycetes; Eurotiales; Trichocomaceae
Exons: 2
Coding region: 1-459 (152 amino acids)
Source: RefSeq, a predicted model, not a curated record